Molecule: messenger RNA, 10007 nt
Organism: Vombatus ursinus (common wombat)
Lineage: Eukaryota; Metazoa; Chordata; Mammalia; Diprotodontia; Vombatidae
Gene: SETBP1
Product: SET binding protein 1
Exons: 7
Coding region: 381-5303 (1640 amino acids)
Molecular function (GO): DNA binding
Source: RefSeq, a predicted model, not a curated record
CCCCCCGUGCGUGUGUAGCCCGCCCGCGGCUCCCUGUUUGACAGAUGGUUAUCGCGAUGGAGUUGCCGCAACAGCACCUUUGGGGGCUCGGGCGAGCGAUUGAAACCGGGAUCUAAAAGCCGAGAGACAGAGAGACAGAGAGGAGGAAGAUCGAGCCGAGGCGACAGCCCCCCUCCCGCGACGCGCUGGCCUUUGGGAUAUGGUUGUAGAUCUGAUCACUUCUGAACAUUUCGCCGUGUCUGGACCCCUGGCACUCUGAACACAGUAGCUGGACAGUUCUGCUCCUGGGACUUUGGGUGUUUUCUCCUCUCCUCAGUUCCCCUCCCCCUUCCCCCUCCCCUCCCCCCUCCUGAGAACUCCUGUGGGGCUGUUGGAUUGUCAUGGAGUCCAGGGAGAUUUUAAGCAGCUCCCGCCAAAGGGGGGGUGAGAACGAGUUCAUGUCUGUCACUUCAGCCAAGCCCCCAGGCACUCCAGGCUGUGCAGGGGAUUCUUUGCUCCCUGCACCAGGAUCUGGGAAAGGGAUUCCAGCAGGGGGAGAACGGAUGGAGCCGGAGGAGGAGGAUGAGCUGGGCUCUGGACGGGAUGUGGAUUCCAACUCAAAUGCUGACAGUGAGAAGUGGGUGGCAGGAGAUGGCCUGGAAGAGCAGGAGUUUUCUAUCAAAGAGGCUAACUUCACAGAGGGGAGCCUGAAACUUAAGAUCCAGACCACCAAGAGGGCUAAGAAGCCACCCAAGAACCUGGAGAACUAUAUUUGCCCACCUGAGAUUAAAAUCACCAUUAAGCAGUCUGGGGACCAGAAGCUUUCACGCACUGGGAAAAAUAGCAAAGCCUCCAAGGAUGAGGAACGAAGCCACUCAAAAAAAAAGCUUCUUGCAGUCAGUGACCUCACAGCCAGUGACCUCAAAGGAUUUCAGCCACAGGUCAAAGACAAGCUCAGUAUGGUUGAGCCAGAAGGAAUUGGCCGCGCUCCAUGUAUUGGGUCAAGAAUUGGGUGUCCUCAGAGAAAAUGUCCAUCCUGCAAGAAGAGUUCGGUUUAUGAGAGGCCACAGAAACACUCAACCCUCCACUAUGAUCCCAGCCUCCAACAGGACUUUACUGGAGACACCUUAAAACCAAAGCACCAGCAAAAAGGCAGCAGCCAGAGCCACAUAGAUUGGUCUGCCAGCUCGGAUAAUGGUCCGACCACUCAGAAUUGCUUCAUUGGGACGGAGUCUAGUCGAGAAACUCCAGGCUCCACCAAAAUUCCAACCCUUGAGCCUGUGGCUUCCUUUGCCAAGUCCCAAGGGAAGAAAGGUAGUGUGAGCAGCACAUGGAGUCAGUUGUCCAGCAGCAGCAAAGAUCUGCUUUUGGGUAAUGUGGUCCCAGCUCCAAGCAGCGUCAAUUCACCAGCCCAGACCACCAGCUCAGCUGAGUGCAAUGGACUCCCAUCCUUAGUAGAUCAAGAUGGAGGAGGAUCAAUGGAGCCCCCAGAUCCCCCUACUGCAAACAGCAAGAAAAAGUCAAGUAAAAAAGACUUAAUAAAUCAAACCAUACAAAACUCAGACCUGGACUGGGUCAAGAAUGCCCAAAAAGCAUUUGAGACCAAAACUCACGAUAACUUGGAAGGGAAAAAGGAAGGCUAUUCCACAGAUAACAUCCAAGAGGUGUCACCAGCCAGGCAAAAUGUGAGUCCCAUCAGUAAUCCUGAAAAUGAUACGAAUCAUGUCCGGAUCACUAUUCCCAUCAAGACUCCAACCCUAGAUCCACCUAGCCAUAAAAGGAAGAAGAGGCAGUCUGUGAAAACAAUGGUGGAAAAAAUCAUACCAGAGAAAGCCUUGGCUUCUGGAAUCCCCAUGAGCAGUGAAGUAGCUAGCAGGAUGCUCUCUCAUCCCGAAGGAAGUAAGAAAGAUCCUCGCACUACCAAGCUUGCUAAAAUGAUGGAGAAUGAGCCCUCUUCGGUUGUGCUGGAAGGUGUUGUAAGUGCGGAGAAGGUUCUCUCAAGUAAUGCGGCCAGACUGCGAAAAACCCCCCUGCUCAUGACUCCUCCGCCAUGCACAGAUCCACCCCUCUCAAGCAAGCUGCCAGAAAUUCAGCACCCUAAAUUUGCAGCAAAGCGGAGGUGGACUUGCAGCAAACCAAAACCCACCAGUAUGCUGCGGGAGUCAGCCGUGGCCACUUCUGAAAAACUCAUGGUGGAGCCACCUUCCGCAUAUCCUAUCACACCAUCUAGUCCUCUGUACACAAACACAGACAGUCUCACUGUGAUCACACCAGUCAAAAAGAAGAGGGGACGGCCAAAGAAACAACCUCUCCUCACCGUUGAGACAAUCCACGAGGGGACUUCCACCAGCCCCGUCAGCCCAAUCAGCCGGGAAUUCCCUGGCACUAAGAAGAGGAAGAGAAGACGCAAUUUAGCCAAACUGGCCCAGCUAGUGCCAGGAGAGGAAAAAUCUAUGAGCGAGAUGAAAUUCCACAAAAAAGUUGGAAAGCUUGGUGUACUGGACAAGAAGACCAUCAAGACCAUCAACAAGAUGAAGACUCUUAAAAGGAAAAACAUCUUGAAUCAGAUCUUGUCCUGCUCCAGCAGCAUUGCCCUGAAGGCAAAAGUACCGCCCCAGACCAAUCCUGGGGGAGCAGCCAUUGACAGCAGACUGGGGAAGCAGAUCAAUGUCAGCAAGAGAGGGACCAUCUACAUUGGCAAAAAGAGGGGCAGAAAACCUAGGGCAGAGCUGCAGCCCCCAUCUGAAGAACCUAAGACAGCCAUCAAGCACCCAAGGCCUGUUUCUAGCCAGCCGGAUAUUCCAGCCGUGCCUUCCAACUUUCAGUCACUUGUGGCAUCUUCACCAGCAGCUAUGCACCCACUUUCCACGCAGUUAGUCGGGUCUAAUGGCAACCUGAGCCCCGCCAGCACUGAAAUCAAUUUUUCAGAGUUGAAAACUAUGCCAAAUCUUCAGCCCAUCGGUGCUCUUCCUACCAAAACCCAGAAAGGAUUACACAGUGGAACCUGGAAGCUGUCACCUCCCAGGUUGAUGGCCAACUCACCUUCACACCUGUGUGAGAUUGGGUCCCUGAAGGAAAUCACACUGUCCCCUGUCAGCGAGUCACAUAGCGAGGAGACAAUCCCUAGUGACAGUGGCAUUGGGACGGACAACAACAGCACAUCUGAUCAAGCCGAGAAGAGUUCAGAAUCCCGCCGGCGGUACUCUUUUGACUUCUGCUCUUUGGACAAUCCGGAGGCCAUUCCAUCUGACACCAGCACAAAGAACCGACAUGGCCACCGGCAGAAGCAUCUCAUCGUGGACAAUUUCCUCGCCCACGAAAGCAUCAAGAAGCCAAAGCACAAGCGGAAAAGAAAAAGCCUGCAGAACCGUGACAACCUCCAGUUCCUUGCGGACCUAGAAGAACUCAUCAGCAAGUUCCAGAUGUUCAGGAUCUCCCACCGGAGUUACACAUUCUAUCAUGAGAACCCAUAUCCCAGUAUUUUUAGAAUCAACUUUGAUCACUAUUACCCGGUGCCAUAUAUACAGUAUGACCCCUUGCUCUAUCUUCGAAGGACCUCAGACAUGAAGUCCAAGAAGAAGCGUGGUAGGCCUGCCAAAACCAAUGACACCAUGACAAAGGUGCCUUUUUUACAGGGGUUCAGCUACCCUAUCCCCAGUGGAAGUUACUAUGCACCCUAUGGAAUGCCUUACACAUCAAUGCCUAUGAUGAACCUUGGUUAUUACGGUCAGUACCCAGCUCCUUUGUACCUAUCUCACACUCUUGGCACAGCUUCACCAUUUAUGAGGCCGACAGUGCCGCCACCCCAGUUCCAUGCAAGCUCCCAUGUGAAGAUGUCCAGUACUGCCAGGCACAAAGCAAAGCAUGGGGUGCAUCUGCAGACACCUGUGGGCAUGGGCCUUGGAGACCUACAGCCCUCUCUCAAUCCUCCAAAGGUGGGUAGUGCUGGGUUGUCCAGUGGUCGCCUCCACAAAAGGAAACACAAACACAAACACAAGCACAAGGAGGACCGAAUCCUGGGGACCCAUGAUGACCUGAGCGGUCUCUUUGCAGGCAAGUCCACGAGCUUCUCUAGCCAUGUCUUGAGCGAGCGGUUGAGCAGCGCUGACAAAGACCUCUCCAUGGUGGGCGAGAAGAGUAGGCAUAAGGAGAAACAGAAACACCAACACAAUGAGGUCAGCCACAAAGCUUCUAAGAACAACUUUGAGGUUGACACCCUGUCGACCCUGUCGCUCUCUGAUGCCCAACAGUGGACGCAGGUGAAGGAAAAAGGAGACAUUAGUGGAGACCCUGCUGACCCCUGUACAAAGAAGUUCUCCAGUGGCAGCAGUGGAGAGAGCAGCAGCAGCACGAGGUCAGAGACCUUGGAUGUGUUUGGCAACAUGAACCCAUUGAAUGACAAGUGGGACAGUGAAGUGAGUGGGAGUAAAAGAAGGAGCUUUGAAGGUUUUGGAACUUACAGGGAAAAGGACAUCCAAGCCUUCAGGAUGAACCGAAAGGAAAGAAGCACCUAUGACUCCUCAGUGUCUCCAGGAAUUGCAAGUCCCCUUUUAAAAGCAGACCAGACUUCCGUGAAUAGUAAAAACGAGGGCCCAGCCUCUACCAUGAUGACCAGGAGAAAGCCACCAUCGGUUGAAAGUAUUGCAAUAGCCCCAGCGCCAGUAUUAUCUCUCCUUGCUUCCACGGCAGCAGCAUCUGAAGCAGCCAGCUCAUCCCUGAAGAAACGCUUCAAGAGGCAGGAGAUUGAAGCAAUCCAGUGCGAGGUGCGUAAAAUGUGCAACUAUACCAAGAUCCUGUCCACAAAGAAGAACCUCGACCACGUGAACAAGAUCCUGAAGGCCAAGCGGCUGCAGAGACAAUCAAAGACAGGCAAUAACUUCGUCAAGAAAAGGAGAGGGCGACCCCGCAAACAGCCCCUCUCAUUCGAUGAGGACUCCAGAGACCAAAUGCCAGUGCUAGAAAAAUGCAUUGACCUCCCCAGCAAGAGAGGUCAGAAACCCACCCUGAACCCUUUGGUGUUGGAACCAGUGGCCAGUCAAGAUACCAUCAUGGCAACCAUUGAGGCUGUCAUCCACAUGGCCCGGGAGACCCCACCUCUACCACCACCCCCUCCCCCUCCCCCUCCUCCCCCUCCUCCUCCCCCUCCUCCACCUCCCCCUCCUCCUCCUCCUCCUCCUCCUCCCCCCCCUCUACCACGCACACCCAGAGGUGGGAAGAGGAAACACAAACAGCAACAGCAACAACAGCAGCUGCAACAUGAGGAGGAGGUGAAGGCCAAGAGACACAGAAAGUCAAGAGGGAACGAAAGUGAAGCCCUUCCCUAGAGUUGGGAAGGGCAAAUGGGAACACAAGGGUAGGGUAAACUGAGGCAUUGAACAUGCAAAAGAAAAGCAGGGGUGAGGGUUGGGAAGGGGAGGGGGCAGGGAGGGGGUUCUGGCCACAGUCACAGACUUGCUUUUCCCUCCAGCAGUCUCAUUAUUAGCUUCUGGGGGAGCAAGGAAGGGAGGCACCUUCAAAGGAAACACUGCAGUUUGCUUUACAGUUUCCCAGCCAAUCGGCAUUGCAGGAUUGCCGUAUCUUUAAAACAUAAAAGCGACAAACAGCCCAGCAGAAGAGAGCAGAUGGUCCUCUCAGUCACCUAAUGAGAAAGAGAAUCCAAGGCAGACAGGCGUGGCCCAUUUGCUGGCCUGUCCAAUCACAGAAGAAGAACCAUGCUUGAUUAGGAAGAGCUCUAAAGGAGCCGGGAGGACUAGGAUGGGGGGGUGGGGGUAGGGUCAAUAGCUAUAAAUUCCUCCACUGUCUUGGCUGUAAUCCAUUUGAUUAAUUUUAAUUUUGCUUUAUUAUAUCAGUUUAAAAACCCUACGAGGCUUUGAGGUGACAUCAUCUUCAAGUGGCUUAAAUCUUUCUAUAAUGAUAAACUUUCUCAGUUAUUCCUGGAUUAUAAGGUUGCGCUUCAGCUAUAGGCACACACCUACCUAUACACACGAACACAUAAACAAGAUCCUUUCUUUCUCACACUCACUCAGAUUCUAAACUUUUUCGUACAUUAUCUCUUUCACAUCCAGAUAGACACACAAAUAUACCACAUCACUUCAUCCUGCUUUUCCUUUCCUUUCUCACCACCUAGUCAUAAAUUUCAUUAAUUCACUCACCCUCAUCUCUGUAGAUAUACAUCUGAAUCAAGCAGCCCACCCAUCCUGAGUGCACACCCAAUCAUACAUACACACAUACCCCAUCACUCAGAAUUAUGCUUCUGUUACUGUCACUAGCAGUGGUGGUGUAGUGUCAUGUUUAAAGUAUUACACAGAUAUUCAAUUAUAGUAAAGCCAUCUUAUUAAGCAACAUGGAGUAUCUGGGGAUAUGUUGACUUAUGUGUCAACCAUGUUAUUUUCAUGCUUAAUACAUAUCAGGCGAGAACAGCUGGAAACUUCUUUUUAAAACCCCACUGCAAAUGAACAUGAAGAUUUCACCAAAAAAAAAAAAAAUCAAAACCAAAACACGAGAGUGUAUCAAUGCCUUGGUAUGUGGUUUUCUUUGCAAAUAGCUAUUGAAAAUUGUUGAAAAGAUAUAUCCAAACACACCCACACAUACAAAAAAAAUACCUGAAAGAAGUCCAUUAUCUCUUGGCAAUUAUUUCCUAAAAGAAAAAAAAGGAGUAAGUGUUCUUAUCUGAAAAAAAAUAUUGCUCCAAGGGUAUCACCACUGCAGUUGCAUCGAGCCACCUUGGGCAAGUUAUCCAGGUUGUGGUUGCCUUAAUAAACUAAAAUGAUUUUUUGUACAUAAUGUAAUUAUAAAGCUAUCAGUCUGCAUGAAUGCAAACUGUGUGUGACAAAUCGUCUUUAAAUGGUCAGUUUCAAAUGUACAUUUCUCAUUGGAGUGGUAUUUUAGCCAUUGACUUAGCUUGGACAGAUAGCUCAGCUCCAGUAUUCAUUUCUGCAGCCCAAGUUAAACUGUUAACAAAACUCAGGCUGAACAUGAAGCUAUUCCAUUGCUGUAAAUGUUUUCUAACAGUCGGAUGUGAACUUUUCAGACAGGUAUUGUCAGCUUCCUCCUCCUACACCACGUCCUUCUACACCACUUCUCCCCACCACCAAGAACACCUAUUUCCAGGUAUGGGGGAAAAAUCAUAAAAUAAGGAACACACAGAGGAAAUUUAUAUUCCUUAGUGGGAAGGGAAAAUUCGGUCAGCCUCCAAAUGAUAUUUCACAACUGGGAAAGGUCAGAAGCAAUUGAAGCAGGGUGAGAUUUUCAUUCUCACUUCAGAACAAAACUUUUAAAUUGCCCAAAUGAAGUUAAGAGUAAGUUUUGAAAUAUUUCAAUGUCAGAGAUUAUGCACAAGUUUGAAUUUGCCCCAUAUCAUUUUUUCUGUUUUGCUGUACGUACAAGUGCCAGCUGUCAGUGGGGACAAUUCACCCAGGGCAGCCCAGUUGCUGUUAUCACUAUGGACUUGACACGGUUGGCCAUUCUAAUAUUUCAGUAUACCUUCAGUCCCUACCAGGGCUAUAAUCAGCCUGGGGAAUUUGGGGACAUUGCCCCAUUUGAGGAGGUCCAGACUCCAGAUAGAACUUCUCAUUCCCCACUCACCCAAUUAUAUUGUUAUGUCUUUGUGCCCUAUAACUCUUUCUGGGGCCCCCAGUACAAAAUUCACUCACAUGUCCUGGUUCCAGUGAUAUUAAAGAUUCAAGGAUUAUAUUUCCCCAUUCUUUAAGGUUUUUGACCAGAGACACCAUAUCUGCCCCUUUUUGAUCUCCAUGUUGAAUAGCAAAAUCAAACUAGCCAAUUUCAAAGUAUCUUUCCCAAGCCAAAUUUGAUAGGUGCUAAAAACAGGUGCAGAAAAUUUAGAUCUCCUCACCUCUUCCCACACACACUUGUCUAGCCACCACAUAUCAAAAGUCAGCCAUUCUCCUUUCCUUUAAUUUCCUUCCUGGAUUUUGAACCUAAUUUCCCUCAUUGUCCAAGGUCAUUUGGUUAGAGGCAAAGCCAGAAGUAGAAUUCAGGUCUCUGGAUGUCCCUCUCCAAUUUAUUUGUCUAUAAACCACACCUUCCAGCUCCACGUUUCUUUGCUCUAUUUUGGUUUUUAAUAGGGUAGCAGUUCAAGAAACCAAGGGAAGUAGAGUCUAUAGUGGGGCGAGGAGAGUAUCAUUAAUAACUAUAUCAUCUAAAGCAGGCCAGAAACUUCUGUUCAAGUCUACUUUUAACUUAAGGAGAUUUGAUGGAAGAAAGAGCUAUGAGAUAAGACUUUGGUGUAAGAGCCAACACCCCCUCCCCCCAACCUCUGUGGGCCUAUUUGGGAUAUUUGUCCUCUUUACUAAUUGGCAAGGUCUUUUGUAUUGUUGAGCAUGAUUGCACCCUGUACAAGUAGAAACGAGACUGGAGUUCCUCUGCCUUCUCUUAGAGGAUUAGGGUUUGAAUAACUUCCAGCCCCAGCUCUAUGAUGAGAGCCCAUGUGCAAGGACUAAGUUUCAGGCCCUGGGAAUUGGCAGAACUCUGGUUAAAGAGCAGUGGCCCAGUGACAGCUUGGUGGUGGUAACUGGGGCUUGCAGAGGAUUAGCAUGUUAACUUGGCUGCAAGCAGCGGGGGAGAUGGGUGCUAGGCAGCAGUCAGAAUUGGUGUUCUGCAUAUUGCUGGGUCUAUAAAUAUGAUAAGCAAGUACUGACAGAAUAAUAGUAUAAGGUGAUGUACUACAUACAGAUCGUACAGGAUUUGGUUUUAGGGCUUAAGUCGAAAAUCCCACUCCUACAGCUUAUUACCUAACAAUAUUCUGAUAAUGAGCUUUUAGAGUCUCUUUUUCCCUCUACUACUAGGAAGAUUUACCUGGGAACUGUCUAAAUUCUAUACAUAUAUUUUCAAGGACUUAAAAAUGCCAACUAUAGCAUGGGAGGAGAGGAGGCAGCGGUAGCAGAUGCGUCUUAAAAGCCACUUCAGAAUUUCGUUACUGGAUUCUGUUCCUCUCAUUUCAUAGCAGAAAACUUGAGGACAUCAUUUCCCCCACCCCCAGCCCUCUCCAGUCUACCAUCUCACAGUGGUCCAGGACAGCACAGUUAACAGCAAAUAGCAUCACAGUGCCUAAGGACAGCAACUCACAAACCUGGUCAAGUUGUCUUUGCCUUUGCAUUUCUUUCUAUGUUCUUUAUACAAAACAAGGCUACCCCCCACCCCCUGGCCCUGCCUCUUGUUUCCCAGAAAGUUGGCCUAUGGUCCUUACUAGUUAGUCCAGAGUGAGGGGCUUGGUCACUUGGGGACAGUUCUUAGAGAAGCACAUUUCAACCAAGGAAGGAACUUCCUGGAUCUCCAGAUCCUGCCUGCCCACCUGCCCAGGUUGUAGCAAACACUAAAAAAAAAAAAAAAAAAAAAAAAAAAAGGAAGAAGAAGAAGAAGAAAAAAUAAAAAAUAGUGAAGCUAGGGAAAGCUGUCAAUUGGUCAACAUGGGAGGGCAGCUCCACCCUAUGUUGGUUUCUUUUCUUUACUUUUUUUUAAAGCUAUUUCUUAAAUAAUAAUAAAUGCACAUGAUGUGUUAAAUAUGUAUAUAUUUCAAAAGAAAAAGAAUGGGGCACAAGAUUGUUUUACAAGUCGUGCUGGCUAAUUUUUAGUUUGUAUUCAUAAGUGGUUUUUAAAAGCCUUUUUUAAAGUGUAAUUUGCAUGUUCUACUUUGAUUGUAUGUAAACAUAUUUUAGAGCAAAAAAAUGUAUUUGUAUUUUAUUGAAUAUAGAGGCAAGAAACUUGUACAUUGUUUGAAAUGUUCUUUUUGUAACAGUUUUUAUUCAUAAAGCAUUUUUGUACAUUUCAAAAUGGAUAUGGACUUGCUGUUCUUUGAGGCGUAGAUACAUCUGGCAUGCUUUAAUGUCAUGCUCCUCCAUGAUCUUAGAUGUUGAUUUUUAAACAUUUUUUUCUAAAAGAAAGCUCAGUCUUUUCGCUACCAGACCAGGUUAGCACAGUAUAGAGCACUUAACUACAAAAAAGAAAAAAAAAGUUAAUCCUAUUCAUAUGUUAUUCAUUGUGUGAAAUUAAAGGCAUUCAAUUCAGUCUAA